This is a messenger RNA of Aspergillus pseudotamarii, 1524 nucleotides long. Its product is annotated as putative MFS multidrug transporter. Lineage: Eukaryota; Fungi; Ascomycota; Eurotiomycetes; Eurotiales; Aspergillaceae. The record is from RefSeq and is a predicted model, not a curated record. Gene Ontology annotation, molecular function: transmembrane transporter activity. Gene Ontology annotation, biological process: transmembrane transport. Bases 1 to 1524 code for a protein of 507 amino acids. The transcript has 4 exons.
AUGAGUGAUGUCGUUGGGGAUGAAUUUCGUCUCGCCAAAAAGCAAGCCCUUUCGUUCGCGGCAAUGAUGUGCCUUAGCCUGAUGGCGGCACUUGAUGGGUCUUCUAUAUCUGUUACUCUUCCGAGAAUCGCGAAUGAGUUGAAUGCUUCGGCCAUCGAAGCUUUCUGGAUGGGGACUUCAUACCUGUUAUCUUCUGCAAUUUUCCAACCAAUAUUUGGGUCUCUAUCUGAGAUUUUUGGCCGCAGAAUCUUCAUUCACUUGGCCAUUAUCUUGUUCUCCGUUGGUGCUCUUCUGGCAGGGACUGCGAACAAUGUGCUCCGUCUCCUCCUCGGUCGUGCCUUGCAAGGGGUGGGAGGUGGUGGCCUCAUUACGUUAACGGGUGUGAUCAUUGCAGACUUUGUGCCUUUGAAGCACCGUGCAAAGUAUUUCGGCAUUCUUAGUGCUAUGUGGGCUCUAGGCUCUGUCACUGGCCCUGUCAUUGGUGGAUGCUUUGCAGAGAGGUCAACCUGGCGUUGGAUCUUCUAUAUCAACUUCCCGUUCAUUGGCAUUGCGGCUGCUCUCCUUGUGUUUUCUUUCCCGCCUUCGCGCGUCACUGACAAUUGCUGGGCUCUGCUCCGGCGAGUUGAUUACUUAGGCAUGAUUCUAUUCCUCACGAGCAUCAGCUCUUUUUUAAUUCCCCUUUCUUGGGGUGGGAUCAUGUACCCCUGGAGUUCAUGGCAUACCUUGACUCCAUUGAUAAUCGGGGUUCUCGGUCUUGUGGCUUUUGCAGUGUACGAGAGUCGCUGUGCCUCAAAUCCACUGAUUCCUCCAGCUGUCUUCCGAGAUCAGUCCACGACUAUCUCCCUGAGUGGGUUCUUCACCCUCGGUCUCUUGCUUUGGUGCGGACUGUACUAUCUCCCGCUUUACUACGAGGCAGUCCAGGGAUACAACCCUAUUAUCACCGGUGUGGCGCUAUUCCCUGCUACAUUAACUGUAGCUCCCGUCGCUGCAGGCACUGGGAUUUGCAUCUCUGCCAUCGGUGGGUAUCGAUGGGCUAUAUGGGGAGGCUGGGCACUAUCAACCCUGGGCUUUGGACUACUCUGUCUUCUUAGCGUCAAUACAAGUAUCCCAGCGUGGAUCUUUCUCGACCUAGUAUCUGGAAUAGGGCUCGGUAUGGUUGUACCCGCUAUGGCAUUUGCAGUUCAGGCCUCGGCAAAAUCACAUCUCGUACCCAUUGCCAUUACCCUUUCCACUUUCUUCCGCAGCUUUGGGCAGUCAGUGGGAGUUGCCAUCGGCGGCGUAAUCUUCGAGAAUCGGUUGAAAGUGGCAUUAGCACAUUCUCCACGUCUCACUGAGCUCGCCAGUCAAUAUAGCCGCGAUGUCUUUGGCGUGAUUGUAUUGCUGCAUAAUACGGACGAAGCGACCAUCAACGAGAUUCGAUCAGCUUAUGUGGAUAGCUUGCGCAUUGUGUGGGCGUUUGGUUGUGCAAUCUCGGGCGUUUCUUUAGCUGUCAGUCUCUGGGUCGGGGCUCGUCGAAUUGAAUAG